UCCCACUAACUUCCAUUGGUAGACUUAUAAUGCCCCAACAAAAGCAAAGUGGCCUUCUUUCACCUUUUUGCCCCAUUUUCAAAACAUAAAAGCCCUAGCAUUGCCCCAGCUACUUUUAUGUUAUAAUUUGUCCACUAAUCACAGUACUUUAACAUUUUAAUAUGAUUAUUAAUAUCUUCUUUCUUGCUGUUGGAGAGAUGAGUGAGUGGAAAACGCCUGUAUUAAUAUAGGGAGAGGCCAUUGAAACCAUCAUUACUCAUCUUGCUGCAGAGACUCAGUAUUAUUACUGCAAUAUUAAGCUAGAUUAGAGUGUGCAAUAAGCUGAGAAAGUUGGUCAAUCAAGAAUGGAGGUUGAUGCUGUGAAGAGAUUUGGGAGAGUGGUGUUGCUUCUUCUUCUCCUCAUCAACUUAGCUUUACUUUCCUUCUUCCCUUCACCUUCUCUUGCAGCUGGUGGAAGAUUGGAGCUGAAAAACCAUGAGAAGUAUAACAGGCUGCUGGCCAGUGAAGAAGAAGCUGUUGCUGCAGUCAUCUCUUCUGAGGAAGAAGUAGUCCACGAGAGGCUGCUGAGAGCCAACACAAGAGAUUAUGGAAGGUACGAUCCAACGCCGACUCUUUCGAAGCCACCUUUCAAACUCAUUCCCAACUGAUCAUCGAUUGUUCUGUCAAUGAUCAUCAACAACGACAAUCCAUCCAUCGAAGCUCGAGGAUCCAAUUACCGGCCUAUGUUAUUAUAUGUGUGAUCAAUCUAAGGGAUGUAUAUCUAUAUAUAUAUCUAUAUCUGUGGAGGAGAUGUGAAUAGGUUAUAUAUAAAUAUGUAUGGAUAAUGGAUCCACUCUAGCUAGCUAUAUACGUAUGCAUGCAUGGCAGCGCAGUUAAUUGGGAUGGUAAUAGAAACAUGUAAUAAUAAGGGACUGCUGGGAUCACGUUUGGAUCGAAGGUUAUAUGUGUAUUAGUAAUACUACUGUCAACACUACUGUUGUUUAAUUAACAUGGUUAUCUGCAUGUAAGUUUUGGUUAUCUGCAUCUAUUUUUGGUAAGUUUUGGAUUGGUAAAUGCCACAUAAUAACAUACAUAAAGCUCAUGGCAAUCGAAGUUGUAUUGCUUUGUCAAUGGACAAUGAAUGAAGCUCCUCCUAUACUACAACAAGUUAUUAUGGAGGAGGAAAAGAGAGAUUGGGACGGAUUUCUUCAUUUUUGUCUUUAGUUCCCUUGGGAUAUAUUUCUAUUCCUCUUUUGAUAUCCCAAGUUGUGCUUCAACAUUAUAUUCCCUAUAGAUAGAUAUCUAUGUGAUGAAGAAUAUAAUCUCUAGCUCGAGAUCGAAACUAAGGAAUCCAUGGUGAGUAAAAUAAGAGAAACCAUUAAGAUGAAGGAGAUUGUUGUAACUUCCUCUGGGGGUUGUCUUGUCACACUCAAAUUGAAGCAGCAGUAACGUUAUUACUUAUGUUUUUGUUUGAAAGGCAGAACUAAAGCUCGAUUAUAAUAGUACGUAGUACAUCUAGAAAGACAAAUUCCUACCAACCUCCAUUUCCAUCCUAGACUUAUAAUGCCCCAACAAAAGCCAAGUGGUCCUCUUUCAACCUUUUUUUACCCAUUUUCAAAACCCUUACUUAACACAAAGAAAGGAACGAAGAAGAGCGAUCAAGAGGUGGAGACAUCAGAAACUAAGCUUGGUUUUUUCUUUUAUCCAAGAUAAUCUUCCAUGGAAUGACCGGACAACUAAUUUAUAAGACACACAAUAUUAAAGAAUAGUAGUCUGUAUGUAACCGGAUUCCCAAUAAAAGAGCCUUUUUUUCGCCACUAAAUGGACAACUCUAUGAAAGCUCCAAGGAACAAAGAAGCCUUUAUCGCAUUCACAUUUCGAAGCAAUCAACUUGGGUCAUUACUCUAAUUCAGAGUAUUCAUGAGAAGUGUCCUGCUCUUUCUCCUUAUCUGAGUCGGUUUCAGAAACUAAGCUUGAUUGGAAGUACAAAUACUGCUUGAAAAAAGAAAAAAAAAACUUAUUG
Linum trigynum is the source of this 2002-nucleotide messenger RNA. The record is from the annotation of a GenBank genome assembly. NCBI's taxonomy places the organism in Eukaryota, Viridiplantae, Streptophyta, Magnoliopsida, Malpighiales, Linaceae.